Closterium sp. NIES-67 is the source of this 1081-nucleotide messenger RNA. The record is from the annotation of a GenBank genome assembly. Lineage: Eukaryota; Viridiplantae; Streptophyta; Zygnematophyceae; Desmidiales; Closteriaceae.
CACGAUCCACCGUCGCCGCCUCCUCCACGGAGGCCCUGGCCGUCGCCGCCGCUGCCCGUGCUCCUGCUCCCACCGCCUCUGCCACUGCCCAAGCUGCUGCUGCCGCUGCUGCCGCCGCCGCGGCGGCUGCUCCUGCCAAUUCUGCAGCUCCUGUCGCUGGCUUCCCUGCUGAGGACUCGACGUCGGGCAUGGCUGCACUAGGAGCGGGUGCUAUAACCUCGACUACGUCCUCCUCCGAGUCAUCAGCGCCCCCCGAAACCCAAUCCAAGUCCAAGUCCUUCGUGUGGGAAAAGCAAUGGGCACGGGGGGGAAACGUGUGGGCCGGGAGAGAAAAUGUGUGGGCAAGAGCGUAGAGGGUGACGCGCGAGCAGAGACGUGGGAAACGGCUGGAGGAACGGAGGAAAAACAGCAGGCAUGGAAGGAGGUGAACGGCGGGCUAGGAGAUGGUAACCGCGCUGUCAAACUCAGCUGUGGUUCUCACCUAGUUUCGCGCGGUAACGACUUAUGGGGGACGGCGCGCCAGGAAAUAGAGGAAGGGUGCGCGGUGGCAGAGGGGAGUAAGGCGCGCUGGAAGAGGAAAUCGCGCUGGAAGAGUGAAGGGCACGAUAGGGGGCGUGGGUUCUUACCUAAUGUCGAGCGCUUAGCGGGGGAGAAAAGGGCAUCGUGAAAAACGAUGCCGUGUAGAGAGACUAUUUUAGGGUUUGGUGGCGUGGCGCGGUUCUAAGCUUUAGAAACUCGAAAGCUAAGAGAUGCGCGACGCGGCAGUCUAGGAGAGAGAGAGGGAUCGAGAGUGGGAGGCGAUCGAGAGUGACGGGGGACUUAGCCGGGUUGCGAUGGCGAGAUCGACGGGGGUGGCGAAAAAUUGCUCGACACCGCAGGGUUUUGUUCGCCGCCGCUUCCGUCGCACCCGCUCCUAGCCGUUGCCCAAACCACUCCUGUUACACCUCUGAUACAAACACUUAUAACAGCUUAUGAAACAGUAACGUGAACAGUAGCGUCUAGAAGGCUCCUUGGGAAGAUAGUCAAAUGCCGAAAAUCUCAUGUUGGGCUUUACAAUUGCUAUAUGACUUGUAACACUCGU